AUGAAGCGGCCACUGAGCCCCUCCCCCCCGGGUGAGAAGGAGCCCCCCAUAUCUGGAGCUACGGAGUGCCCCCCUCGGCCCCCAGAACUGCCUAAGCCCAAGCGCGAAAGAAAGCGGCCGUCCUACACGCUCUGCGACGUCUGCAACAUCCAGCUGAACUCGGCAGCCCAGGCCCAGGUGCACUGCGGGGGGCGUGCCCACCAGCGGCGGCUAAGGCAGCUCAGCUUGGGGAAGACCCCUGCCGGGCCAGCAGGCCCAGCCUCCAGUGCCCCCAGCCCCCUGCUGGCCUCCCUGCCCCUGCCUGCCAGGCCUCUGCAGCCCCCGCUGGACUUCAAGCACUUGCUCGCCUUCCACUUCAAUGGCGCCACCCCGCUCAGUCUCACCCCCAACUUCAGCACGAUGGACCCGAUCCAGAAAGCUGUCAUCAGCCACACGUUUGGGGUCCCCUCCCCUCUGAAGAAGAAGCUCUUCAUUUCCUGUAACAUCUGUCACCUGAGGUUCAACUCAGCGAACCAAGCCGAAGCACAUUACAAAGGCCACAAACACGCCAGAAAACUCAAGGCUGUCGAAGCUGCCAAGAGCAAGCAGAGGCCACAAACCCUGGCCCAGGAUGGGGUGCUGGUGUCCCCAACCCCGACUUCAGCCAGUGGAUCCCCAGGAGAGCCGCAGAACAAAGCAGUUCCUGAGGCCCUUCUUCCUGGACCCCAACACCAGCCACCGCUGACUCUGGACCCCACGCCCAGGGAGCCGGCCCACUCAGACCUCUUGGAUGCUGCCUCCUCUUCUUCUUCCUCCUGCCCACCCUGCUCCCCAGAGCCUGGGAGAGAGGCGCCAGGGCCUGAGCCAGCAGCUGCUGCUGUGGGAACUGGUGUGAGUGUGGAGGGCAGGAGCGAGAAGGGGCGCCUCUAUUGCCCCACGUGCAAGGUGACAGUGAACUCUGCCUCCCAGCUUCAGGCUCACAACACAGGAGCCAAGCACCGUUGGAUGGUGGAAGGUCAGCGAGGUGCUCCCCGAAGGGGCCGGGGCCGCCCAGUUCCCCGGGGAGCUGGACACAAGGCCAAGAGAGUGGCAGGGGGCCAGGGGGGCCGACAGGGGCCCAGCCCUCCUUUUCACUGUGCUCUGUGUCAGCUCCAAGUCAAUUCAGAGACCCAGCUCAAGCAGCACCUGAGCAGCAGGAGACACAAAGACCGCCUGGCUGGGAAGCCCCCCAAGCCCUCCAGCCAGCACAGCAAGCUGCAGAAGCAUGCCGCGCUGGCUGUGAGUGUCCUCAAGUCGAAACUGGCCUUGCAGAAGCAACUCACCAAGACGCUGGCGGCCCGCUUUCUGCCCAGCCCGAUCCCGGCCGCAGCUGCUGCCAUCUGUGCCCUGCCAGGGCCCCUGGCCCUCCGGCCUGCUCCCACAGCAGCCACCACCCUCUUCCCAGCUCCCAUCCUGGGCCCAGCUCUGUUUCGUACCCCAGCUGUCCGCCCUGCCACAGGGCCCAUUGUCUUUGCCCCCUACUAG
Messenger RNA from Neomonachus schauinslandi (Hawaiian monk seal), 1503 nucleotides. RefSeq names its product zinc finger protein 385C (gene ZNF385C). The transcript is spliced from 8 exons. The record is from RefSeq and is a predicted model, not a curated record. Lineage: Eukaryota; Metazoa; Chordata; Mammalia; Carnivora; Phocidae. Gene Ontology annotation, molecular function: nucleic acid binding; zinc ion binding. The coding region runs from base 1 to 1503 and encodes 500 amino acids. Gene Ontology annotation, cellular component: nucleus.